AUGCCUGUGCACUUUGCUGACUCACCUCAGACUGAUGCUGUGUAUAAGAUCUUGUCUGUCAGUCUACCUACACCUGCUCCUGAGACUAUCACCAAGAUGCCCCGUCCCACCAGCCUUGUGGACAAGGCCCAAGUUCACAGCAGGUGAGAGUCUGUGUGUGCACAACACACAUAGAUAUAUUUAGGUAUGCGAAUGUUACUCUGUAUGAUAGUGAGUGUAUUGUUAGCGAAAAAUAACAGAGUGUAAUUAAAUUAAUUACAUGUUUUUUAUUGUUGACUUUAGAUGGCUGGAUUCAUCUCGUUCCCUGCUCCAACAGGGAGUGCAGGAGCAUGACAGACUGCUGCUACGCUUCAAAUACUACUGCUUCCAUUACCUGCAGCCCAAGGUAGGCCUGCACCACGCUUUCUGAAGAGCCAUCAAUUAUUUCCUUCUUGUACCUCAUGGUGGCCAUGAAUUGGGCUAUGUGUAAUCGGUCACUUUGUCUACCUUGUCUCCAUCUCCAGUAUGAUGCAGUCCGUCUGACCCAGAUGUAUAAGCAGGCUCGCUGGGCCAUCUUGCUGGAGGAUGUUGACUGCACAGAGGAAGAGAUUAUGCUCUUUGCUGCCCUUCACGUAAACAACAAGAACAAAACUGAUUGAAAUGUCCCCAAAGGUUUUUCUCUGUCUAUGACACAUUGCUUCCCUUCUCUUUCACACUGUUAUAAGUUUGUGCAUUUGCUUUGUGUGGGUUACUACACUGGUAAGGUGUCAGAGCCCCAGCUGAUGACAUCAAUUCCUGCCAUGGAUGACCUUGACUCUGCCCUUCAGUGUUUGGAGGUGAAGAUUGAUGCAGAGGAGAGCAGCACAUGCUGGUUAGUCCCUCUGAAUCUCCACCACACUGUAGUGGUCUGUAGCGGUGGUUAUGGAUGAUUUGUAAGGACACAGGAAAACAGACAUGGAAAAAGUUAAAUUGCAACCGCACAUGACACAAAAUAGACACAUGGUUUUAUCUCUACACAGGAAACAAUGAGGAUAGCACCAGAGCUGCAUGACUACUUGAAAAUCUUCAGGUAAGAUGGGUUGACAACAUACAUCACUGCUGGCUGGCUGAACACCCUCUGACUCACAUCCAUCUUUCUGCCAGUGACAACCUUUUCCUGCCUUUGAUUUUAGAUUGAAUAUCGAUCACACAAGAUAUGAGACUUUCUGAUAGUCUGGAUGAGUUUUUAUAGACACGCAUACUCUCACACACAAACACACACACACACACACACACAAGCAAACACACUCUAACCGCAGCCACGGUUAUAUUUACAUGCUCACUCAUACAGACAUACAACUGCGUACCCUUUCCAAUGUUGCUGAAAAACCUUAGCAUUCUAGUUUGUUUCAUCUCACUCUCUCCUAGACCAAAGAGACUGACACUAAAGGGCUAUAAGCAGUUCUGGUUCGCGUUCAACAACACAUCCAUCUCCUACUACAAGAGUAAAGAGGAGAGCCUCAAAGGUCAAAUGUACUGACAUUCACUGUGGUGAAAAUGCACACCCACAUGCACAUAGUGUACACUCAGCCCAUAUUUUCACACACAACCACAACCACACAAGUUGAAACCCAUGCAAAGGUGUGUAGUACAUAGAGCAUGAGAAAGGACAUUCUAGAUAUAAUGAGGUUUCUUCACUGGUGACUUUAAUAAGCCAAAUGAGUCCAAACUGGUCCCAUAAGGAACUACUGUGCUCCUCAGGCUGUGAGGUGGCCCCAGACGUUAGUGUGGCUGGUCAGAAGUUCUGCAUCAGGCUGCUGAUCCCUGGGGCUGAGGGCAUGAACGAGGUCUACCUACGCUGUGAAAAUGUAAGGAACACAACUCUCAGCUCACUCUGUUGGAAGCACUCUUUCCAUAAAUAAAAAGCUAAUAGAAUUUUACCAUUGAUUUAUGUACAUUUACGUCAUUUAGCAGACGCUCUUAUCCAGAGCGACUUACAGUUAGUGAGUGCAUACAUUUAUUUUUUUAUACUGGCCCCCCGUGGGAAUCGAACCCACAACCCUGGCGUUGCAAACGCCAUGCUCUACCAACUGAGCUACACGGAGCAUGUACAUGUACAGUGGGGAGAACAAGUAUUUGAUACACUGCCGAUUUUGCAGGUUUUCCUACUUACAAAGCAUGUAGAGGUCUGUAAUUUUUUUAUCAUAGGUACACUUCAACUGUGAGAGACGGAAUCUAAAACAAAAAUCCAGAAAAUCACAUUGUAUGAUUUUUAAGUAAUUAAUUUGCAUUUUAUUGCAUGACAUAAGUAUUGAAGUGUACCUAUGAUACAAAUUACAGACCUCUACAUGCUUUGUAAGUAGGAAAACCUGCAAAAUCGGCAGUGUAUCAAAUACUUGUUCUCCCCACUAUAUAUAACCUGUCCCAAGGAAUAGACCCAACUGCUACAAGAACAGUUUCCUCUUCAGUGUCAUCCUGACCCUACAAAUCAAUGUACUAUAUCCCACUAUGCCAUGCUAUGCUAUGGUUUCUUUCCAUAUGUCCAUUCCUCCCCCUUCCACUAGGAGCUGCAGUACAGCAGGUGGAUGGCAGCUUGCCGUUUAGUCUCCAAGGGGAAGAAACUAGCAGGCAGCUCCUUCUCUAAUGAGGUGCAGAAUAUCCAGUCCUUCCUGGCCAUGCAGCAAACCACCCCCAGGGUCAAUACUGCUCAGACUGAUGAGAGCAUCAACACACACAGCCUUGUAUCCCCACGCUACCACAAAAAGUACAAGGCCAAACAGGUAAGAGUCAUGUGAUCUGGGCGGAACUCGAAUGUAUGGUAAGAGAAGCAAACAAUAACAUUCAGACUCCAGUGAUUCUAACCAUUCCACUGCUUUGUCAGCUGACUCCUCGCAUCAGAAUGUGGCCCAGCUCCCUGUAACAGAUGCUCUCCUCAGGUUUCUUCAGAUCUGGCAGGCUCUACCUGGCUUUGGGGUGUCUUAUUUUGUGGUGAGGUGAGUACAUGUCUUUUUGUCAAAUAGUUUCCAGCUAUCUUCCUUGUCAACAUAGCACUAAAUGUGAUCUCACUUGAAAUUACCCAAAUUCGACACAUUUCCUGUAUAAACACAGGUUUAAGGGAUGCCGUAAAGAUGAGGUCCUUGGCGUCACCAACAACCGUCUCAUCCGCAUUGACCUCAGCACAGGAGAUGUGGAGAUACAACACCAUGAGGCAGUGGAAUGUCAACUGGGAUAUUCAACA
Messenger RNA from Coregonus sp. 'balchen', 3196 nucleotides. The record is from the annotation of a GenBank genome assembly. NCBI's taxonomy places the organism in Eukaryota, Metazoa, Chordata, Actinopteri, Salmoniformes, Salmonidae.